Messenger RNA from Penicillium waksmanii, 237 nucleotides. RefSeq lists its product as uncharacterized. Bases 1 to 237 code for a protein of 78 amino acids. The transcript has a single exon. Lineage: Eukaryota; Fungi; Ascomycota; Eurotiomycetes; Eurotiales; Aspergillaceae. The record is from RefSeq and is a predicted model, not a curated record.
AUGGCCGGCGCCGGUUCCCUUCAACGAUCAACGGAUGGCUCAGCUCCACGCACUGAUGUUCAAGUCGCAAAGGACGCAUGGAAAUUUGUCCAGCGAAAAGUUCAGAAACAUCGCAGCCCACCCUCAAUCCCCGAAGAAGACUUACACAAAACACUUUCACAAGAGUCGACCAUGAGCAAAGCAAACACUCUCGUUGUUGCUUCGGACGAUCAGCCAGCCAAGAAGACUGAAAAUUGA